Danaus chrysippus (African queen) is the source of this 747-nucleotide messenger RNA. NCBI's taxonomy places the organism in Eukaryota, Metazoa, Arthropoda, Insecta, Lepidoptera, Nymphalidae. The record is from the annotation of a GenBank genome assembly.
AUGCAACGCGAAGAGAAACAACUUGAAGCUACCUUACAUGCAAUAUUAAACCGAGUGAACGAUUUAAAAACCGCUAUCCAAGCACUAAUAACGAAAUUAGAAACAGAAUAUGAAACAAUUAACUGGCCAACAUUCUUGGAUAAUUAUGCUAUUUUAUCAGGCCAUUUAACAGGUUUAAGUAAAAUACUUCAAGCUGAAUUGGCGCCUUCAUUGCGUUCUGUCGUUGUCCUACCGUUGCAAUUAGGUUGUGAGAGGGAUGAAGAACUAGCUCGGCUUACUGAGGGCCGAGUACCGGCUUGUACUCACGAUCUAGUGCCGGAUUUGUUAAGAACGAAGCCUGAACCACAAGCCGAACAACGUCUUCAGCAGUUAAAUCACAAAGCCAACACUCUUAGCUAUGAUGCUGCACAGAAGCAAGUAGCUCAGUUUACCAAGGUUGUUAGUCAUGUGUGGGAGAUAAUUUCAAAGGGUCGAGAAGAUUGGGAAGGUGAAUCUAUGAGAUCUGCGGGAAUGCAACCAACACAUAGUAUUGCUGACACACAUGCACUUGUAACGGCUGUUGGUACUGGUAAAGGAUUACGACCCGGUAUGCCUCCGAUGGUACCUCAAGGAGUUCCACCGGGCAUGGGGCCAGCCCGUGGGCCAACGCCACAGAUGGGUCCUGCGCAACCUACUAUGCCAAAAGCUCCAUCGGCCAUUAAAACUAAUAUCAAAGCAGCCAACCAAAUACAUCCAUACCAACGAUAG